Rhincodon typus (whale shark) is the source of this 498-nucleotide messenger RNA. RefSeq names its product dynein light chain roadblock-type 2. The record is from RefSeq and is a predicted model, not a curated record. Lineage: Eukaryota; Metazoa; Chordata; Chondrichthyes; Orectolobiformes; Rhincodontidae. The coding region runs from base 121 to 411 and encodes 96 amino acids. Gene Ontology annotation, cellular component: cytoplasmic dynein complex; cytoplasm; centrosome. Gene Ontology annotation, biological process: microtubule-based movement. The transcript is spliced from 4 exons. Gene Ontology annotation, molecular function: dynein intermediate chain binding.
GGAAGUAUAUCCGGGUCAAGGAGGAAGUAUAUCCGGGUCAAGGAGGAUUUCCUGUUCCGCCUAGCAACCGGUCGUUGCUGAGCUGUGGUCGUCGGUAGCUGUGGCCUUCAGGAGGAGACGAUGAGUGAGGUAGAGGAAACUCUGAAAAGGAUUCAAUCUCACAAAGGUGUGAUUGGAACUAUAGUUGUGAACUCAGAAGGAAUUCCAAUAAGGACAACCCUGGAUAACUCCACCACAGUUCAAUAUGCAGGCCUGUUCCAUCAACUUGCCAUGAAGGCCAGAAGCACUGUUCGAGACAUUGAUCCGCAGAAUGAUUUGACUUUCUUACGGGUCCGAUCAAAAAAACAUGAGAUAAUGGUUGCUCCAGAUAAAGAGUACCUUCUGAUUGUCAUUCAGAAUCCAAGUGAAUGAAUUCAGUGCACAUAUCAGAAAGACAUCAAGAGAAAUAUUCAGCUAAAAACUACCAGAAAAAGUUAAAUAAAUUAAUCUGUAACAGUA